Molecule: messenger RNA, 2142 nt
Organism: Coffea arabica (coffee)
Lineage: Eukaryota; Viridiplantae; Streptophyta; Magnoliopsida; Gentianales; Rubiaceae
Product: pentatricopeptide repeat-containing protein At3g59040-like
Molecular function (GO): protein binding
Source: RefSeq, a predicted model, not a curated record
AUUUGACUACUAAUUCAUGAAAUAUCCAAAAAAAUAUCCAUUCCCUUAGGCCUUAGCAAAUUCUCCUAAAACCCACUAUUAAGCCCUGCGUAUUGAUGGAAAUGGGGGGAGUUUUGAAGCUAAACGCUUAAAUUCAGGUAGAAAGUAAGAAAUUCAGAAAGAAUAGAAUGCCUGCCUGAAUGCUGAAGCUGUCAGGAUGAUGAUGUUUCUCAAACCUUCCACGUCAAUUUCAGUUCCUUCCUCUUCCUUGUGGAGUGGCAAUUCAAGUAGUAAUGGUAAUUUUAUGGAUGGCAAUCUUAAGAUAUGUAAAAGAGCUGAGGUGGUAUGCCUCGGCAUGUUGGCACCGAGGAAGUUUAUGCAAAAGAGGAAGAAAGUUGAGUAUUUUAAAGAUGCCCAUGAUGAAGCAGAUCAGAAGAGCUGGAGGAGACUGAUGAACCAAAUUGAGGAGGAGGGUUCUGCUGUUUCAGUGCUCAAAAACCAUAGGCUGAAGAAUGAGUCUCUUCCCAAAGACUUGGUUCUUGGAACUUUAGUAAGAUUCAAGCAGCUCAAGAAAUGGAACCUUGUUGCUGAGGUGCUUGAAUGGCUUCGAACAGAGCACUGGUGGGACUUUAAUGAAAUGGAUUUUUUGAUGCUAAUUACAGCAUAUGGAAAACUUGGGGACUUUGUUAAAUCAGAGAGGAUUCUAAGCUACAUGAACAGAAAAGCAUAUCCACCAAGUGUGAUAUCCCAUACUGCCCUCAUGGAAGCGUAUGGCAAAGGUGGACAAUAUAACAAGGCUGAAGCAAUAUUUCGGAAGAUGCAGUCUACAGGCCCUGAACCUUCUGCUUUAACAUAUCAGAUAAUCCUUAAAACCUUUGUUGAGGCUGACAGAUUCAAAGAAGCUGAAGAAAUCUUUGAAUCUCUUCUAAGCAAGGAUGCUUCACCUCUGAAACCUGAUCAGAAGAUGUUCCACAUGAUGAUUUACAUGUACAAGAAAGCAGGAAAUUAUGAUAAAGCUCGUCAAUUAUUUUCUCUGAUGGCUGAGCGAGGAGUUAAGCAAACAACAGUUACGUAUAAUAGCUUAAUGUCAUUUGAGACUAACUACAAGGAGGUUUCAAAAAUCUAUGACCAGAUGCAACGGGCCAAAGUUCAGCCUGAUGUUAUAAGCUAUGCUUUACUCAUUAAAGCAUAUGGAAAAGCUAGAAGAGAAGAAGAGGCAUUAGCUGUUUUUGAAGAGAUGCUUGAUGCAGGUGUCAGGCCAUCCCAGAAAGCUUAUAACAUUUUGCUCGAUGCAUUUGCAAUCUCGGGAAUGAUUGAACAAGCUCGCAUUGUCUUCAAAAGCAUGCGAAGAGACAGGUGUACACCGGAUCUUUGCUCCUACACAACAAUGUUGUCAGCCUAUGUCAAUGUAUCUGAUAUGGAGGGUGCUGAGAAAUUCUUUAAAAGGAUAAAGCAAGAUGGAUUCCAACCCAAUAUUGUCACUUAUGGAACUCUGAUAAAAGGAUAUGCCAAAGUAAAUGAUCUUGAUAAGAUGAUGGAGAAGUACAAGGAAAUGCGUCUGUGUGGUAUCAGACCAAAUCAGACUGUGUUCACUACCAUUAUGGAUGCACAUGGCAAGAAUGUGGGUUUUGACAGUGCUGUAAUCUGGUACAAUGAGAUGGGAUCUACUGGAGUGAUCCCUGAUCAAAAAUCAAAGAAUAUCCUUCUGUCUUUGGCAAAGUCUGCAGAAGAAAAAGCAGAAGCUUAUGAGCUAAUAGGAUAUGCAGAUGAACAGAAGAAAAAUGUUAUCGUCCAUGCUGAUAAUGAUAAUCGUGAUAAUGUUGACGAGGACUUUGAUGAUGCUGCUGAACAAAGCUGUUUAAUUGACACAAAAGAAGAAUUGGUACUUAGAUGAUUAUGGUUAUCGAACCAAACAAGAGAUUUUUCAAGUCAGUUUUGAAUCCUUUGUUUGUAUACCGUCCUCAAUUGAGACUGCAAAUUCAGUCAACAGCUUUUGAAAAUGAAUUUGCUGGGAUUGGUUAGAUACUCUUACAAGUUGUAUAGAAUCUCAGAACCACCUGAUUCCGGCAAAAUCAGUGGAUUGAUGCUCCCAGAGGAGAUUUUGUACAUUACAUUUUCUCUGAUUAGUAUUGUUUUAGCGAAAGGUGCUCCAAGUUCACUUUA